UAGCAGUUGUUAGGCAAGAACUCUCCAGCGAGUAACUAAGGAGCGAGUAAGAGAGUGAGGCACAGCACUGUGUGCAUCCAGGAAUCUGCUGGCAUGGAGCUGCUCGUUCAGCAGAUUUUCACUGUCCUAGGACUUCUUUUAUGCCUGCAACUCACCCUGAAAUUUUUAGGAUUUUCCAAAUACCUCUUUCCACAACUUUGGGGAAUACCAUCACCCUCCUUCUUUAAAUCAAUGGGAAAAUGGGCAGUUGUGACUGGGUCUGGAGAUGGAAUUGGUAAAGCAUACUCAAUAGAGCUCGCUAAUCGUGGCAUGAACAUUGUGAUGAUCAGCCGAACCCUUGAGAAAAUGCAGCAAAUUGCUAUGGAGAUUGAGCAGGCUACAGGAAGAAAUGUUAAAUUAAUACAAGCCGACUUCACACAAAAUAAAAUAUAUAAACAUAUUGAAGAAAGUCUAAAAGGACUGGAAAUAGGAAUUCUAGUUAACAAUGUCGGAAUGCUUCACAACCCUGAUCCAUGUUGCUUUCUUGCUGGACCGGAUAAUGAUGAGAAUCUGAUUAACUGCAAUGUGACUUCUGCUGUUAAGAUGACAAGAAUAAUAUUGAAACAAAUGGAAGAAAGGAAAAAAGGACUUGUAUUGAAUAUUUCUUCUGCUUUUGGUACAUUUCCAUGUCCACUUUAUGCACUCUAUUCUGCCUCCAAAGCUUUUUUGACAACAUUUUCCAAAGCUCUACAGGCUGAGUAUAAAUCCAAAGGAAUCAUUAUACAGGCAGUUACACCAUAUGGAGUUUCAACACCCAUGACAAAAAACACAUCAACAAAUAUCAUAACAAAAUCUUCAAUGGACUUCGUAAAAGAAUCACUGAAUCACGUUACCCAAGGAAGUGAGACAUUCGGCUGCCUUGCACAUGCUACUUUGGGAGUUAUCAUGAACAAUAUUCCUCUGUGGGUGAUCCAUAGUACAAAAGUACAAGAACAUUUCCUGCGCCUGUUUAGCAAGGAACAGAAAAAGGAAUAACCUUCAAGGCAUUACAUUCUAAAUGGACAUAG
Molecule: messenger RNA, 1046 nt
Organism: Nanorana parkeri
Lineage: Eukaryota; Metazoa; Chordata; Amphibia; Anura; Dicroglossidae
Gene: HSD17B3
Product: hydroxysteroid 17-beta dehydrogenase 3
Exons: 11
Coding region: 94-1014 (306 amino acids)
Cellular component (GO): endoplasmic reticulum
Molecular function (GO): oxidoreductase activity
Source: RefSeq, a predicted model, not a curated record